UCACAAAUAUCGAAGAACGAGGCUGCCAACGAGAAGACCUUCGCGGAUAGAACUCAAGUUUACUUACAUUAUUCGUCACCGCAUUGUUAUUUAAAGGCUGUUCAUAAUGCUCGACCAACAUUAGAAAUGAAACAAGACGACUUUAUUCCUUACGCUUAUGACAAAACAGCGUAUUUAACUGGAUUUUAUACAUCAAGACCAGACUUAAAGUAUUUUAUUAGAGUUGGAAAUGUUUUCUUACAAAUGUCAAAACAAUUGCAAGUACUCGCUAAAUUGGGAUUUGACAAUGUUUUAGAGGACUUUAUGUGGAUCAUGGGUGUUCUUCAAGACCACAAUAUAAUCUCGGGUGCACUACGGGAUCACGCUAAAAGUUAUUAUAUUAAGAAGUUGGAUGUAGCUAUACAAAGAUCUAUGGCGUUGAUUGAAAGCGGGAUUAACAAACUUCGAAAGAGUCCAGUUGCGAUAAAAUACCAUCGCUGUGAGUUCAACUCAUCAACAUGUGCUUUCACGGAAUCGCCCGCAUUUCAUAUGGUGAUAUAUAAUUCAUUAGCAUGGCGCGUGUCUUCUCCCGUCAGAAUACCAGUAGAGAAAGCUAAAUAUAUCGUGUUUGAGUCAAACGGUAAUAUUAUAAAUGCCUCACUUCUACCAAUAUCUACCCAUGUACUGAAAAUUCCCACUCGAAAUACGAAGGCAGAACACGAACUAGUCUUCAUUGCGACUGAUAUACCACCUCUUGGUUUUAAAUCAUACUUCUUUAAAAAAAUAGUAAAAGAAAAGCGAUCAAUAAUAAAAAAGUUAAGCCCACAUCCUCAAAAGAAGUAUUAUAUACGCCAAGCACCAGACGUUUACAAUAAAACAUAUUUUGAAGAAAUGACAAAUUAUGACGAAGUUGAUGAUUUAGAUAAAGUAUAUUCAUCGAAAUUUGAUUACAACAAUAAUAGAGAAUAUACGGAAAACAAUAUAGAUUAUGCAGAAUCAAAUGAUAUUAAAAAGGAAGAUAGUUACGCGUCUAUUAAUAGUUAUUUAGCUGAUAACAGAGAUGUUAUAACACCGCUGUCUGAUCAGAUCCCAAAAAGAACAGAACCUUACGAAUUGGAGAAUAUUAUGGAAGAGACUAAUUUUAGAAAACCAAUUUAUUUUUUACCUGUAACGGCAAAAUAUGUAGAAGUUACUCGGACGAUGCCAGUUGUUAAUGCUUUCGUUAAUGAAGAUGAACCGAAUACAGAAGAAUCGUCAAUUCGACAAGAUCCAACAGAUUUUAUUGAAUCCCCAACAGAUGUAAGUGAAACAGCAUCAUCUUCUUCAGAAGCAUACGAAUCAGUAACAACAGCGACACUAACAUCAGAAACGACACUAGCGACGGAAAUAAUGCCAUCAACAGAAACUAUACAAGCCUCUGAAAGAAGUACAACUGAAGAAAUUACAUCCACAGAUGGAAUUUCAACAGAAACAUCAACAUCUUCUGAAGUCACAGAAACUACAGAAGUACCAACGACAACCACAUUGGCUGAAGAAAGCCCAACCGAACAGACUUCAGAAACAUGUUCUACAGAAGAGACACAUAUUUCAGAAACAAUUUCAACAGAAAUGACAGAGCUUUCAGAAAGUUCAACAUCCACAGAAUUGAAUUCAGAAAGUUUAAUAGCAGCAAUGCAAAAUGUAAUAGCUAUCCAUGUAACUCGAACAACACAUAGAUCUUUUACAACAGACGUCACACAGAUAUUAGAAGAAGAAGAUUCCAUUACUCUAAAACCUGAAUUAUUUGCAAACGAUGUAACUCGCACAACAAAAGCAACACUAAGGUCUUAUUCGACAGAAUCAGCAACUCUAGCAACAGCAACAACACAAACGGCAACACAUGAAACUUCAACACUAGAAAUAACCUCAGACGUAGCCACGACAAUAAAAGACAUUGCAAUAGAAUCUGAAAUUUUGGAGAAACCUAAAAUCAGUUAUACUGAGAAACCAGAUAUAGCGCAAGCACCAAUAUUUAGAGUUUAUGAUGUAAAAGAUGAAUCAUAUUAUGCAGUGCUUUCUAAAGAUACAUUUAUAGAGAAUAAGUACAUAAAGAUAAAUUUGGAUCAAGACAAAAUAUCAUCGAUUAAUCUUUCAAAUAACAUUAGCACCUCACUGGACAUACAAUUUUUCUACUACAUAUCGGAUGAUCCAGAUAAAUUAAACAAACUAAACGAGACAUUAAGCCCUGGAGUGUAUAUCUUUAGACCAAUGGACCCUAAUCCAGUACCUAUAAUAGAUUAUCUAGACACUAAAGUAUAUAAAACAAAUGUGGUACAAGAAAUACAUACUGGGUACGCUGAUUAUGCAUCUGUGGUUAUAAAACUAUAUGCCAAUAGUCCAUUUAUAGAAUUAGAUUGGACUAUCGGGCCAUUACCCGAAGACGAUUAUGGGAAGGAAGUUUUUAUAAGAUAUUCCACAGACUUAAACAACGAUGGAGUGUUUUAUACAGAUUCAAACGGACGGCAAACGGUUAAAAGAAUUAAGAAUAGACGAGCUACGUAUGAACCAUAUAAUAUAGAGGAAAUCGCUGGUAACUUUUAUCCAGUCACAUCAAAAAUUUAUAUAGAAGAUACAGAGACAGACAUUCGAUUCGCAGUUUUCAACGAUAGAUCACAAGGCGGAACUUCCUUAACACCGGGAACCAUAGAUCUUAUGAUCCAUCGUCGAAUUAUGACCGACGACUCGGGCACUAAUAUAUUUUUAAACGAAACUAUGGACGGAAAAGGGAUCACUAUAAGUGGGAAACAUUAUUUAUAUCUAUCUAAAUCUAAAUAUAAACCGAAUAAAGUGUUCGAAAAGAAGUUAGCCAAGGAAAUUGAGUUAAAACUUGUAUAUUUGAUUUCGAAUACGAAAAUGCAUCUACAAAAAUGGCUGACAUUGACAAAUGAAUUUUCAGGGAUUGACAAACUGCCAUUGGGCGUUCACGUUUUGACAUUACAGAAUUGGAAUGACGGAACGCUAUUGAUAAGACUAGAGAAUUAUUUAGAAAAAUGUGAUACUGUUAAAACUGGGGUAAAAUAUGUGUUCUUAAAGAAUUUAUUUUAUAACAUAGAAAUAGAGAAUAUAAAGGAGACAACAUUAGCAGCUAAUGAAUGGAAAUCGGAAUUUGUACAACUGAAGUGGGAGACAAACGGGAGUUUUUUCAAAAAUUUUAAUGAGUAUUAUGGUACUGAUAAAGUGGAAUAUGAUUUAGAUGAAAUCAGAGGUGAUGACGCGGAUUUAGAUGGUGGAAUACGACUAAUUCCACAACAGAUUAGGACGUUUGUUGUUUGGUUUAAUAAUAAAAAUCUUUAAAGUUA
This is a messenger RNA of Pieris rapae (cabbage white), 3317 nucleotides long. Its product is annotated as lysosomal alpha-mannosidase-like. Gene Ontology annotation, molecular function: carbohydrate binding; alpha-mannosidase activity. Gene Ontology annotation, cellular component: lysosome. The annotation marks the transcript as partial. Lineage: Eukaryota; Metazoa; Arthropoda; Insecta; Lepidoptera; Pieridae. The record is from RefSeq and is a predicted model, not a curated record. The transcript is spliced from 11 exons. Gene Ontology annotation, biological process: mannose metabolic process.